Messenger RNA from Boeremia exigua, 2353 nucleotides. RefSeq lists its product as uncharacterized. The transcript is spliced from 2 exons. The record is from RefSeq and is a predicted model, not a curated record. NCBI's taxonomy places the organism in Eukaryota, Fungi, Ascomycota, Dothideomycetes, Pleosporales, Didymellaceae. Bases 132 to 2114 code for a protein of 660 amino acids.
CACACUUGGUGCUACACAACCUGCAGCUAAUUAAACAUUUUGCAUCGAGCGACUGCGCGUACCUCUAUAAUAGGACUAUCAGCGUAAAUACCGUCAUACUGGCGCGCCUCAACGAAUCCCCCAUCCAAAAGAUGGAUCCUCCUUCUUUGCCGGCCUCGCCCUCCAAACAGGCAAUGUCGCCCAGCAUGCCAUCCUCUCCCGAGCGACGCGCAAGGCCUGCGUUCGGCGGCUCGGUGUUGCUCUCGCCUACAACUACACGAUCUGGCUCGCGCUCUGGGUCGCCACUACGAGAUGGCUCUCCGCUGCGAUCAUCACAUCGACGAACCGACUCUGACGUAUCGGUCCACGGACUGGCCACCAUGUUCGAGACUCUCGAGGUUAAGGACCCUAGAGAAGCCAGGGACAGGUACAUGGCGCUACUUGCCAAAGAAAAAGCCAAGUUUGAAAAGAUCGAAAUGGACUACAACAUGUCUGCAGGACGGAAAGAGAUGCGCAUCGAAGAGCUAAGGAACGAGCUCAAGGACGUGAAGGAAGAACUGGAGCUAGCAGUGUCGAGAGAUGCAUUCGAGAAAGAGCGCAAAGCACACAAGGCGAAUGUGGCCAAGUGGGAGAAGGUCUUCAAGGAGCGUGAAGAAGCGUGGAAAGUGUCCAACGCUAAGCUGAGCGAGUUGGAUUAUAACAACAAGCACCUCGAGGCUAAGAACCGCGAAUACAAGAAGCGAUAUAUGGAGAAGGACAAGGAACUUCUGAGAAAGUCUGGCCAAGUGCCAACUCUCCAGGCUAAGAUCCAGGGACUGGAGCGCAACAUGAAACGAGCCGAGUCUGAUGUCAAGUUCAAGACGGAGGAGGCCGCGAAGUACCAGAGCCAGCUGUACAACGUGGAAGUCGAGCUGGAGGGCCUUACAGAACGUCUCGGAGAAGAGAUUCAAACAUUGAAGGACCGUCUGAAGCUGGUCGAGAGCGAGCGUGAUGCGCUCAAGACAAGUCUGAAGGAAGAGGAAGUUCUGCGCAUUGCCACAGAGGGACAGCUCGCGCUCCCUGCGGCUACCCACGACGAAGAAAACGAGUUCAGGUCGCCAGUUCGCUCCCCCCGCAAGCCCCUUGCUCUUCAACGCGACGACGAAGACAAGGAAAACCAGUCGCCGAGGAAGUCUGCAGUUGACCUCCGCUUCUUGCAGCAGGAGCUGGCGGCGGAGAGACACAACCGUGCUCGCGCCGAGGAUCAGAUUGAGUUCAUGAAAAUGGAGUGCCAGUUCCAGUGCUGCUCUUGCCGCAUUGCUGAGAACAAGAGCAAGGCUUACAUUCACGACAAUAGCUAUGCAGCACAGAUGGAGGCUAUUAAAGCUUCUGUGCCUGCUUUGACUCCUCCAGCAAGCAACCAUGGUGACGAUGCGAUGGACAUUGUCAAGGACGACGCCAAGCGACCGUUCACACCGCCGUUGGAGGAGCAGACUUCCGAAGCCACUGUCGUACUUCACCCCCAAGACAUUGAGCCUGAGGGCGUCAUCGCCUUCUCACCUACGACCGGCACGUUCAAGUCUAUUCCUUCUCCAUUGAAGGCCCUGCCAAAACGUUCUCUUUCUCGCCAGUCCGCUAGAGCAUCGUCUCGUUCAACCACGCGCUACUCAGAUGUUCGCAGCGAGCUUCCCCCUCUGAAAGCAGCUUUCGAGUAUGAACCCGAGUCAGCAGUGUCUCAUGUUGAUGUGGAGGAGAGUAGGAACGCAGAUAUUGCCAUUCACGAAGACGAGAGCGACGAUGAUAUGGAGCCACCAAUGCCAGCUGCGGCAGGACCUGGCACACCAUACUUCACCAAGACCACCACAACGACAAUUCCUAUCGCUUUCUCACCAGCAACACCAGCCCCGCGACCCGGCAAGCAGCUGAUGAGCCCUUUCACAAUUGGUCACGGCGCAGUCAAUGGCCGCACACCAGUUCUAGGUGAGCUGCAGCUGAACAACGUGCCGUUUGACCGCGAAGCUGCACUGCAGGCCAUUCGCGAACGACGGGGUAGAGCCCGAAGCAUGGCUGAAGGCACCGGUACACCGAUGAAGCAGAUGCUCGAUAAGGAGAGGCGAGACAUCAGUGCGCCGGUCUCUAGGAUUGGCCGGACAUGAGUUUCGACGUCGGGACUUGGAGCAUUUGGAGCAUGACUACUUUCUGGAUGAUGACUUUUUACGUUGUUUAGCUUUACGACUUGCUGAGCGGCAUUGCACGGCGUUUUGAUUUGCUGCUCUGCCUCAGCGGUCUCAAAAAUGGCGUUUGGGGAUCCCUCGCAUUGGAUAGGCUCGGCUGGGUAGAUACCACGGUUGGGCUGCUGGAGUUUGCAUAGUAUAAAUGAUGUGUCGAUGUUUAA